Molecule: messenger RNA, 3765 nt
Organism: Chaetomium strumarium
Lineage: Eukaryota; Fungi; Ascomycota; Sordariomycetes; Sordariales; Chaetomiaceae
Exons: 4
Coding region: 1-3765 (1254 amino acids)
Biological process (GO): protein phosphorylation; mitotic DNA damage checkpoint signaling
Cellular component (GO): nucleus
Molecular function (GO): protein binding; ATP binding; protein serine/threonine kinase activity
Source: RefSeq, a predicted model, not a curated record
AUGGAUCCAUAUAGGGAUUCACAGCCCACCCAAGCGACGCAAACUGUCGUCGACCCGAGACGGUUGGGUCAGCAGAGCGGUGGUUUUUCAGACGAAGACAUAUCCGACAUAAUAUGUCUGCUUCUACCUUACUCAGAAUCCGCGCGCCAAGAGGUCAGAAGGAUUGCCGCAGAGACAUCGCAGCAUAUGGUCGGGAAGGAAGAUGUGGACGGGCUCAACCUGGACUAUUCGCUGGAGGACGAAUCGCGGAACUUCGCCGACGUUCAAUCAGACGUUGGCCACAUUGCCCUCCGGUUUUCGUCAGACGUCAAGGACCCCUCGAAAGGCUUCACCUUUGGCAGGAAUGCCAGCUGUUGUGACAUCACCCUCAUAAACGACCCUCAGCGACGCCUAAGCAAGAUACACUUCCGCAUAUACCUGAACGAGUGGGGUGUAUUGAUGCUCGAGGACAUGUCGACGAACGGGACCGUGGUCGACGGGGUGCUGCUUAAGAAAAAGGACGGCCCCUCUGCCGAGACAAAGAGGACGCUCAACAGCGGGUCGAAAAUCAAGAUCCUCAUGCAUAAAGCGGGCCUCGACAUUGUCUUCUUAGUUCGGAUCCCGAUUCGCGAUGGCCCCUGUCAAGAAGCCUAUCAGCAUAAUCUAGACGACUAUUUGGGAGGCCGAGCACGCGGUGUUGUUGACCUGAACGAGACCAUUGUCCCUGGGCCGGGUGGGCAUGUGGAUAUCUUCAAGCCUGCUGCGCCAAGGCAACUGGCUGGCCCGGCUCGCAACGCAAACAAUGCUGUCGGGGCUCGACGGGCGCAACUGGAUGACGGUCGAGCGAGGCAUGGAGGCCGUGCUCGUGCCGACGGCCUUCCAAGGCCAUGGAACGGUUCGAACAAGUACAAUCGUGUGUGCGAAAUCGGCCGGGGUGCUUUCGCCACGGUGCAUAAAGUGACCAACAAGCUCACGGGCCAGCCGUACGCGGCAAAGGAGCUCGAUAAGCGCAAGUUUAUGAAGAAUGGCGUCCUCGACCAGAAGGUGGAAAAUGAAAUGAGGAUCAUGCAAAAGAUCAAACAUCCAAACAUUGUGGAAUACAUCGAACACCUCGACUGGGACGACAGGCUCCUCAUUAUCAUCAUGGAUUUCGUUGGCGGGGGCGACCUGGGUAGGUUGAUCGCAGAUAACGGCCCCCUGUCGGAGAGCGCCACAAAGACGAUGGCGAGGCAGCUACUGGACGCACUCGGGUACCUGCACGACAUGAACAUCACCCACCGCGACGUGAAACCCGACAACAUCCUUGUGCACUCCCGAGAUCCCUUUGUGGUGAAGUUGACGGACUUUGGACUCUCCAAGAUGGUCGAUAACGAGCAGACCUUCCUCCGGACCUUCUGCGGGACCCUUCUCUACUGCGCCCCUGAAGUCUAUUCCGAGUAUACCGAGUACGACGAUCGCGGCCGCCGACAUCCUCGAAACCGGCACCUCCGCCCGACCACGGGACAGCGAUAUGACCACGCGGUAGAUAUCUGGUCAUUAGGCGGUGUCCUGUUUUAUGCUCUGACGACGAAGCCGCCUUUUCCCGCCCGGAAUGGGGCCAGUCACUCCGAACUCCUUCAUCAAAUCAUGACAAGACCUCUCGACGUCUCACCACUCGUAGAAGCGGGAAUUUCAGAGGAAGGCAUUGAUUUCCUCCGCCACAUGCUUAACCGGAGACCGGAAACUAGGGCCACGGUGGCAGAUCUCCAGAGUCAUGCGUGGAUUGCAGGGUCCUUCUCGACCGUUGCGCAGUCAUUCGAGGAGAUCGCAGACGAAGAGCUGCGUGUCAACGCCUCCCAGCUGAGCCUAGAGGAUCCCGAGAGGAAUUACCGGGCGGAAUGUCGAGAGCUGCGCGUCCCUAGUGACGAUGACAUUACAGAUGAUGAAGACGAUGAUGUGGAUUUCGACAAGGACAAUCCGACCAUGUACGAGUCCGAGAAGGAAAACUAUACGUUCGGACCGAAUAACCGCCCGCAGCGGCUUUUCGGCGAAGUCAACCCCUCCGCCGUGAGAAGCUCGGGAGUCCCGGCAGAGCGUCUGAACCUACCAGUGUCGGCCGGGACCAGCUUUGGGUCGACAGGGACGACGGAAAUCCUUGGCGCUGAGACGGAAAUCAAGGACAGUUUCGAGUCCGAGGACAGCCCCACCACCCCUCGGCAAAAGUCCCAGAAAUCCCAGCCAGCGUCAGGGGGUCUGCGAGCCUCACCGACCGGUCUCGACGAGAGCACGUCGGUUGAUGAGCUCAACAACAUGACCUUUGACGUCGCAUCACAGAGCCUCGGCGGUACGGAGUCGAUUCUCGAGAACCUUAACAUGAAGUCGCACGCCGGCUCCCUUCUCCGCUCCCGAACGAUCGGCGAUCUGAACUCGAGCAAACGAAAGCCUUCAUCUGACAGCAGCGAGGGGGAUGAGGUGCCGUCCGCGCAAGACCGGCGCGGUCUCAAGAGGCUUCGAUCCGAAGGCUCAACAAAGCUCACGAUCGGCAAGCUCGUUGACAGGGGCGAGUAUGAGCUGCUUGCGCAGAUGCCGUCCAUCCUACGAGCCCAGUCCGGGCGGCAAAUCGACAUCCCCGUGCACAAAUCCACCUACUGGUCAGCGCAGGAUAGGAGAACCUGGCAUCUCAACUACCCGGAGAUGACCCAAUUGCAACUCGACGCCUUCAAGUUGGCCGCCUCGGCCAGGGAGGAGGAAUUCGGACCGGGCAAGACGCCUCUGUGGGAUCUAGCCAUGAAGUACUUCCCAGCCAUCACCAAUUGCGAGCGCCGUGGCGAAGCGGCCAACGGAGCCCAGAACCAUGACGCAGAAGAUAGUUUGAUGCCCUCCACCGCCAACGGGGACGCGAGCAUUCCAGCUACCCCUCCGGACACGGAGGAUCUUGUGCCGGAGCUCGUCGUACCGAUGCACUCGGACCCGGGGAGGCCGGUAGUCGCAUAUCUCCAGUCCGUAUCCGGAUCAGCUGUUACCGGGAUUACUGUCUUGGUCACCGAAGCCAUGGUAUCGUGGGGCCGAGCACCCGGGAACACGCGGACUUUCUCCCCCAAGUCGGAGGGCAAAGUGCCAAAGUACGCCUUCAAGAUCCUUCUAUGGAAGCAAAACUAUGACCCAGCCAAGAACUUCCGUCCGUGGAAUCGCUCCGCGGAGGCCGACGAGGGGUCAUUCUACUUCUACAUCUCGACCAAGGCGAGCCAGGGCAUUUACAUCAACGGCGUCCACCUGCCAUCGGACGACUACAAGAACCCCACGGGGCCAUCCCGAUAUUGGAUGACGCUCCACGACGGAGACCGCGUGUCGGUGUGGCAGAACUCGGACCAGUCGUCCGUGACGCAACUCGUCUUCCGCUGCGGCUGGGGCGGAAGUGCGCAGCCGCGGCCGGACAGCGGGCCGUGCUUCGCGCCCGACGCCGUGGCCAACAAGCUGGACGAGGUCUGCGGGCGGGCGGAGCGCAAGAUGCGCGGCCUGAGCGAGCACGACCUCAAGAUGGAGGAGGCCAACCACGACAUGGACGAGCGCCUGCACGCCGUCGACCGCGAGCGGCAGCGCUCGCGCGACUUCGAGCUCAAGCGCCUCGAGGCGUGCCGCGCGCUCGGCAUCCGCAGGGUCAGUCCCGCGCCGGGCAUCACGCUCGGCGAGGACUCGGCCACGCAGACCCCCUGGUCGUCGUACAUGCCCGGCGGCCGGACGGUGCCCACCUUCCGGCAUGCCUCGCCGAGUACGGUUGAGCUGCUGAGAGCCGCCAGGAGGGGAUAG